This is a messenger RNA of Dovyalis caffra, 735 nucleotides long. Lineage: Eukaryota; Viridiplantae; Streptophyta; Magnoliopsida; Malpighiales; Salicaceae. The record is from the annotation of a GenBank genome assembly.
AUGAAUGAGAAAGCGAAAGCCCCCAUUGCAAGCAAAGCAUCAUUCAUGUUCUCUCUCCCUUGCCAGCCCAACCCUCGAUCCAUGGAAACUGUUGAAAAUAUGGCUGAGUACCAAAAUUACUGGGAGAUGACUAAAAUGUUCUGGAAUGAUGAGCUUAUUAACAGUUGGGCGACGAAUCAGGCAUCUACUAAAUCCUAUGAUUCAAGCUCGCCGGACGGAGCUGCUUCAAUAAGAGCCACUAAAAAUAUAGAUUCAGAGAGAAAGAGGAGGAAGAAGCUUAAUGACAAGCUCUUAGCACUUAGAGAAGCAGUCCCCAAAAUCAGCAAGUUGGAUAAGGCUUCCAUAGUCAAAGAUGCUAUUGAGUACAUACAAGAUUUGCAAGAACAAGAAAGGAGACUUCAAGCUGAGAUAAUGGAACUUGAAUCUGAGAAAUUGAAGAAAGAUCCUGGAUAUGAAUUCGAGCAAGAGCUACCCUUUAAGGUUACUUCCAUGGGAGAGAAGAUUCUGCUUGUGAGCUUGACAUGUAGUGAAGCAAGAGACGCAAUGAUUAAGAUUUGCGAGGUUUUUGAAUCCUUGAAACUGAAAAUCAUUACCGCAAAUGCCACAGUUGUCUCGGGGAUGAUCAUGAAGACAGUCUUGAUAGAGGCGGACGUGGAAGAGAGAGAUAAUCUGAAGAUGAAAAUUGAAAGAGCUAUUUCUGCUCUAAGUGGUCCGUAUAAUCAUACGAGCAUGUAA